AAAGUUGUCUUUCAAGCAUAGGUUGCCCCAAUAAACAAAAACUGAGAGUGCCCAAAUAAUUUAUUUCAUUCCCUCCCUCCUAUUUAAUCCUGUCCAGAGUGACACACAGUCCUUACUUCCGAUAACACAAACAACUAGGGACAGCCAUUUAAUUUUCUUUUUCUUCUUCUUCUUUGAAGGCCAUUGUCAAUGGCCAAAGAAAAUAUCUUUGUUACAGUGGUCUUUGCUUUGCUUGUUUUUCAUGAGUGUUAUUGUGCUAGUGCUAGUUCUACUACUACUACUACUACUACUACACAUGAAGUGAAACAAGUAAAUGAAGAAGAAGAAGCUGAGAGAAUAUUGGGACUUCCUGGGCAGCCCAAGGUCUCUUUUGAUCAGUUUUCAGGCUAUGUGACUGUCAAUCAAGUGGUUGGUAGAGCUCUGUUUUACUGGCUUACUGAGGCAACUCAUGACCCCUUGUCAAAGCCUUUGGUUGUUUGGCUUAAUGGAGGUCCAGGUUGUUCCUCUAUAGCAUAUGGUGCAUCUGAAGAAAUAGGCCCAUUCAGGAUAAACAGGACAGCCUCGGGAUUAAACUUAAACAAGUUCUCAUGGAAUACUCUGGCAAACCUCUUGUUCCUCGAAACUCCGGCCGGCGUUGGAUUCUCUUACAGCAACCGGUCAUCGGAUCUCUUCAACACCGGAGAUCGUCGCACUGCGGAGGACUCGCUGCAGUUUCUGAUCCGGUGGAUGGAUCGAUUCCCACGUUACAAAAGCCGGGAAGUGUACUUGACUGGAGAGAGCUACGCCGGCCAUUAUGUGCCUCAACUGGCUAGAGAAAUCAUGAACUACAAUUCCAAUUCCAAACACCCAAUUAAUCUCAAAGGAUUUAUGGUUGGGAAUGCAGUGACAGACAACUAUUACGACAACCUUGGAACAGUGACAUACUGGUGGAGCCAUGCCAUGAUCUCUGACAGAACAUACAGGCAACUGAUCAAUACGUGCGAUUUCAGCAGGCAGAAGGAAUCAAACCAGUGCGAGUCGUUGUACAGUUAUGCUAUGGACCAAGAAUUCGGAAACAUUGAUCAGUACAACAUUUAUGCACCCCCUUGCAACAACUCCGAUGGCAGCACUGGUGCUACCCGCCAUACAAUUCGCCUUCCUCAUCGUCCCCAUCCGUUUGAUCAGAUAUUCAGGCAGAUUUCCGGGUACGAUCCAUGUACAGAAAGAUACGCCGAGAUUUACUACAACAGGCCAGAUGUGCAGAAAGCUCUUCAUGCCAACAUAACCAAAAUUCCAUAUAAAUGGACUGCUUGCAAUGAAGUUUUGAAUCGGAAUUGGAAUGACACAGAUGUAUCGAUUCUUCCCAUAUACCGGGAACUGAUUGCUGCUGGUUUGAGAAUUUGGGUUUUCAGUGGUGAUGUGGAUUCAGUAGUACCAGUCACUGCCACACGAUAUUCCCUAGCACAGCUCAAGUUGUCUACCAAGGUUUCAUGGUACCCUUGGUAUGUUAACAAACAGGUGGGAGGGUGGACAGAGGUAUAUGAAGGACUAACUUUUGCAACAGUGAGAGGGGCAGGUCAUGAAGUUCCACUUUUCAAGCCAAGGGCGGCCCUUCAGCUCUUCCAAUCUUUCUUAAGAGGGGACCCCCUUCCAAAGUCAUAGAAACAAAAUAUAUCCUAUCUAUCUCCAUUGGAACACUGUACUAGGUACUAGGUAAUUUUUUUUAAUGUAUUUUGUGUACUAGGUAGGCGAAGAACUGUCAUUUUAAAUAUUGAAAAGAAAAUAUUUAUUUGGGGGAGGAGAAGAAAGAAUUCAAAAAAAGAUGAAGAAACAAUUGGAGUGGAGAGGAUUUAUUUUUAUUUUAUUUUUGUAACUAUGAAUUGGUUUGAAGCUUUAGUUUAGUUGAAAUAAUCCCAAGGAAA
Messenger RNA from Camellia sinensis, 1901 nucleotides. RefSeq names its product serine carboxypeptidase-like 25 (gene SCPL25). Lineage: Eukaryota; Viridiplantae; Streptophyta; Magnoliopsida; Ericales; Theaceae. Gene Ontology annotation, molecular function: serine-type carboxypeptidase activity. The record is from RefSeq and is a predicted model, not a curated record. Gene Ontology annotation, biological process: proteolysis. Gene Ontology annotation, cellular component: vacuole.